AUGAAGUUGACGGGCAGCUCUCUGGCCGUCUUUGCUCUCGCCGCCGUCCUCCCGCUCACAGCAACGGCUGCCAAGGGCGGAAGCGGCCCGGACAAGGACGGCAAGUACUGGAUCUCCGCGAAGGGCAUCGAGGCGUCCUUCAUCCCGUACGGGGCCUCCAUCUCCAACCUCUUCAUCAACGACCGCUACGGCAUCCGGCGCGACCUCGUCGGCGGCUUCGACAACGCCUCGUACUAUAGCAUCGACUCGCAGCACCCGCACUUUGGCGGCGUGCCGGGCCGGUACGCGAACCGCAUCAAGAACAGCACCUUCAGCAUCGACGGCAAGACGUACCACGUGCUGCCCAACGAGAAUCCUACAAAGGCGGCGCCCAACGGGACGGACACGCUGCACGGGGGCCCCGACGGCUGGGACUGGCGCAACUUCACCGUGUCUGCGCACACGCCCACGAGCAUCACCUUUAGCAUCGUCGACCCGGAUGGCAAGGAGGGCUUUCCCGGCGAGGUGGUGUCCCACAUCACGUACACGGUGAAGGAGAAUCAGUGGGACUUCAAGAUGGUUGCGCUGGCGACGACGAAGAAGACGCCCAUCAUGCUGAGCAGCCACACGUACUGGAACUUGGACGGUUAUGCAAACAACCAGACGCAGACGGCGCUCAACCAUACGCUGCAUUUGCCGUAUAGCGGCCAGAGGGUGGACGUCGACGGGUAUUUGAUCCCCACGGGGGAUAUCCUGGCGAACAAGAAGGGGACGGCGAAUGAUUUCUGGUCGAAGCCGAAGCAGCUUGGGCAGGGGUUUGAGCAGAGCGGGAUCAAGAACAACUGCGGCAACAAUUGUACUGGUUAUGACACCUGCUACCUCAUUAACCGAGAUGCCCUGGGGCCCUUUGACUGGCGCACCGAAGGCCCCGUCGCGAGCCUCUCGUCGGCCUGGUCCGGCAUCCACCUGGACGUCUACUCGGACCAGACGGCCUUCCAGGUGUACAGCUGCAACUCGCAGGACGGCACCCUGGCGCUGAAGAAGACGCAAGGGCUGCACGGCAACAAGCGCUUCCCCAGGACGAUUCCGCAGUACGGGUGCCUGGUGAUGGAGGUGGAGGACUGGAUCGACGGCAUCAACAACCCGGAAUGGGGGCGGAAGCAGGUCUGGGGACCGGGGGACGAGCCGUACGUGGUGCAGGCGAAAAUGGAAGACGACAGGGCGCUCGUCGACCUCGGCGCGGCGGCGGAUAUCGAAGAAGCGCGACUCGAAGUGCACACAACAGAGGCCGAAACUGCAAAGAACGAGGCGCCGGCAACAACAACUAGACAGCCGAAGCGGCGGUUCGUGGGGAGAAGAGCGGCGGAUGAGGCGGCGGCGGCAAAGGGAACGACGGAGGAGGGAGGCAGCGGAGCUGUUCAAGCUGCCAAGCCUCGACGAGCGCCACGACUGCUCAACCGAGUGCCCCCAGAGAUAUCAGAAGACCCCAGCCUCAAGGAAGCCAUCGCCCUCCUCCCGGCAAACUACAACUUCGAGAUCCCCAAGACGAUACACCGUGUACGCGAGUCCGGCGCGCGCAAAGUGGCGCUGCAGAUGCCCGAGGGCCUCCUCCUCUUCGCGACGACCAUUUCGGACAUCAUCACGCAGUUCUGCCCGGGCGUCGAGACGCUCAUCAUGGGCGACGUGACGUAUGGCGCGUGCUGCAUCGACGACUACACGGCGCGGGCGCUGGGGUGCGACUUGCUGGUGCAUUAUGCGCAUAGCUGCUUGAUUCCCGUGGACGUCACCAAGAUCAAGACCCUGUACGUCUUUGUCGACAUCAGCAUCGACACGGCGCAUCUGGUCGCCUCGCUGGAGAGGAAUUUCGCCAGCGGCAAGACCAUCGCCAUCGUCGGCACGAUCCAGUUCAACGCUACGAUCCACGGUGUGCGGAGCAGCCUCGAGGCGGCGGGCUUCGGCGUCGUUGUGCCGCAGAUUGGACCGCUCAGCAAGGGCGAGAUCCUGGGCUGCACGUCGCCUCGCCUGCGGGACGAAGACGGCGUCGACCUGAUUCUAUAUCUCGGCGACGGGCGCUUCCAUCUCGAGAGCAUCAUGAUCCACAACCCGGCCAUUCCGGCCUACCGCUACGACCCCUACUCGCGCAAGCUGACGCGGGAGACGUACGGCCACGACGAGAUGCAGUCGGUGCGCCGCUCCGCCAUCCAGACGGCCCGCAAAGCACGCCGCUGGGGCCUCAUAUUGGGAUCUCUCGGCCGUCAGGGGAACCCGCAUACGCUGGCCAUGAUUGAGCGCGAGCUGGCCGAGAGAGGCAUACCCAAGGUCGACCUGCUCCUGAGCGAGAUCUUCCCGGGCAAACUUGCCAUGAUGAGCGACGUCGAGUGCUGGGUCCAGGUUGCGUGUCCGCGUCUGAGCAUUGACUGGGGUUACGCAUUCCCGAGGCCGCUGCUGACUCCCUACGAGGCACUUGUGGCGCUGGAGAAGAGAGGGGGAUGGGGUAAGGAGGAGGGUGGUGAUGGCAUCUACCCGAUGGAUUAUUAUGGGAGGGAUGGAUUGGGGAGAACGAAGCCGUUGGAGGGCGUUGCGGCAUGA
This is a messenger RNA of Trichoderma citrinoviride, 2568 nucleotides long. RefSeq names its product diphthamide biosynthesis protein 1. Gene Ontology annotation, biological process: carbohydrate metabolic process; protein histidyl modification to diphthamide. Gene Ontology annotation, molecular function: 2-(3-amino-3-carboxypropyl)histidine synthase activity; isomerase activity; carbohydrate binding. Lineage: Eukaryota; Fungi; Ascomycota; Sordariomycetes; Hypocreales; Hypocreaceae. The transcript is spliced from 4 exons. The coding region runs from base 1 to 2568 and encodes 855 amino acids. The record is from RefSeq and is a predicted model, not a curated record.